UAUGGGCGCUCGAUUGUCGGGGACCGCACUCAGGCUCAGCGCACAGCGCUCAGCACUUUGCUCGGAAACUUGAGCUCGACUCGUUGCUGCAACCACUACCGGAAUCAUCGCUGACCUUGUCAUUACCUCGUCGAAUCUAUCUAAUCGUCUAAAUCAUCAGCAAGAAGAGACGUACACACCAGCAUGCACCACACGGCCUGGACAUCCGAUCGCAUCCAGCCGUCAAAGCCGAAGGGUUCUGGGCAGCCGCAAGGCAAGGGGAAGCAAAAGGCUCAAGAAGCAGCAAAGAGCAAGGAGGUGCGCAGGCUCGAGCAACUGAGAGAUGGUUUACGGCAUACGACCGGCCGCGAGAGAGACCCAAAGGGCGGGUGUUUCUGCCAGGCGCGCAUGCAUGUGCUGUCUCCAUACACCCCAGUCUGCCGUAGCUGCGGCCUGAUACUAUGCGAGCUGCAAGUGCCUCGUUAUGCCUGCCCCCAUUGCGCCUCCCCUCUCCUUACACCCGACGUCCGUACGGUGCUCGAGGCACGGCUGGAGACACAGAUUGCUGAGACACUAGCACGAGAGGAGGAGGACAGGCAGCACGCCAUCGAGCAAGCUCGCGCAGCCGCAGGGGCCUUCCCCACACUCGCCGUCGGUGCAUCCGGCCUCCCUUCAUCCGCCUCCGACAUCCUCUCGUCGCACCCCGCGAACCAGACGCACAGGGUGUUGUCGCUCAAUUCGAAGACGAAGAAGGUGACGGUGUCGUCAUAUCAUUCGUCGCCGGCUAUCUCGAGGUCUGCGUCGCGGGAGAGCGGGCUGAAGGACGAGGUGCAGCCGGAGAGCAAACGCGUCCCGCCGCCACCGUCGGAGGUGCCACAUGCGCAAGGCAGCGUUGAUCCUCAUCGACCGUGGGCAAACAUGAGAGACGGCAACGUGACGUAUAUGCCCCCACCGCAGGUGAAUGCGGGCGGAUCGAGUAGCCAGCAGGGAAGGAAGAGAAAGGGCAGGAAGUCGGGCAAGGAAAAGGAGAAUGAAACUUGACUACUUGUACCCGGUAUGGAGUGGUCCACUUCACGGACAACGAUGCAUGACCUGAACAGGUUUCUGAAUGUAUCGCCCCUGCGUUGCGGCAUCAGGUGCGUAGAUGGGCUACGUAUUGUUGUCGUAUCCCACCGUUGACGUCUGCACGUUCCACAGCGGACCUUGAAGGUCAGCGACGCAUCGAGCCUAUACCGAUAUUGCCGUCGCUCGAGACUUGCUAUAUCCUGUCGUUUUGGUGCACUUGCAGCCGCACAAUCAUCGCUAUAACAGUGCGACAAUCCGCAUAACAUUCUGCAGAAUCACGCAGCAUCAUUACCUGUCCCCAAAUCAUCUAGUGUUUUGAGCGAUGUAU
Messenger RNA from Rhodofomes roseus, 1372 nucleotides. RefSeq lists its product as uncharacterized. The transcript has 3 exons. Lineage: Eukaryota; Fungi; Basidiomycota; Agaricomycetes; Polyporales; Fomitopsidaceae. Bases 184 to 1020 code for a protein of 278 amino acids. Gene Ontology annotation, cellular component: nucleus. Gene Ontology annotation, biological process: regulation of DNA-templated transcription. Gene Ontology annotation, molecular function: zinc ion binding. The record is from RefSeq and is a predicted model, not a curated record.